CCGCCUCCCUCCCGCCCUACGUGCGGGGCCGCCGCCGCCUGGCCCCCCCACCCCGCCCGCCUCGCUCCCACUUAAGAGGCGUGUGGGCCUCACGGGUUGUCUUUCUGUCCGCCUUUCCCCGCUGCCUGUAGAGAAGAUGGCAGCGGAGGCGGCUGCAGAGGCCUCGCUAGCGCCGCUGUCCCCCGAGCAGAGGCAGCCGGGGCGGGAGGACGAUGCUGAGGAGAAGCCCGAAGGCGGCGAUGACGAGACCGCGGCGCUCAAUGGUGUAGAGUUCUCUGGAGAAGUGAAAAGCAACAACCUGGAUGUGAAAGUUAAGUCAGAAUUGGAAGCGGAAGAAAAAGGAAUGGAGCAAGAAUCCACGAGGGAAUCUGAUAGCACCAUUUUGGAUGUAUCAUCAGACUACCCCAGAGAGAAACAUAUUUCAAUUCAAAGACAUCUUGCUGAUCUAGAGAAAUUAGCUGAUCUGAAAGAAGGUGAGUUUACCAUGGCAGUAUCCCAGAACACAGAUCAGCACGUUACAGAUGAAAAGAAGCCUUGUCCAUUGUGUCCCGAGGAGAAAUUAAAAGCUUGUUACGGUCCUAAGCUCCAUCGUCACCUUCAGAAUUUGCACUGGAAAGUUUCUGUUGAAUUUGAAGGGUACAGAAUGUGCAUCUGCCACUUACCUUGUCAUCCAGUAAAACCAAACCUUGUUGGAGAGCAGACACUUUCAAAGAUGGGAGCCCAUUACCACUGUAUCAUCUGCUCAGCAACUAUCACACGAAGAACUGACAUGAUCAGUCACAUUAAUCGUCAUGUGAAUAAAGGAGAAACUGAGUCAAGGUUUAUUACAGUUCCUGCUCCCAAGUCUUCUGAAGUGCUGAAGGAGUUGGCCACAGAUGUGCAGGUUCUUCCCAACUACUCCACACCUCAGAAAACUGAUUCCUAUUUUAAUCCUAAAAUGAAACUCAACCGGCAAUUGAUAUUCUGCGCACUAGCCGUUCUAGCUGAGGAACGUAAACCGAUAGAAUGUUUGGAUGCUUUUGGUGCCACUGGUAUCAUGGGAUUACAGUGGGCAAAGCAUCUCAGGAGUGCUGUGAAAGUUACAAUUAACGAUUGUAAUGAAAAUUCUGUGACAAUGAUUCGGGAAAACUGCCACUUAAACAAAAUGAAGGUGAAACUUGAAUCUAUGGAGGAAGAUAAUGGUGAAGCUAUGGCAGAUGGAGCAGAUGGAGAAGAAAAUACUGACACCAUUGAAGUGACAAGAAUGGACGCCAAUGUUAUAAUGCAUUUGAGAGCAUUUGAUUUUAUCCAUUUGGACCCCUUUGGAACUUCUGUGAAUUACCUGGAUUCUGCCUUCAGAAAUGUGAGAAACCUUGGAAUUGUGUCACUGACGUCCACAGACACCAGUUCUCUGUACGCAAAGGCCCAACACGUUGCCCUACGUCAUUAUGGGUGUAAUAUUGUUCGAACAGAGUACUACAAGGAACUGGGAGCCAGAAUGAUAAUUGCUGCUGUGACAAGAGCUGCAGCUCGCUGUAACAAAGCCAUUGAAGUUUUACUCGCAGUGGCUCUAGAACAUUUUGUUCUAGUAGUGGUCAGAGUUUUAAGGGGACCAUCCACCGCGGAUGAUUCAGUAAAGAAAAUAAGAUACCUCAUCCAUUGCCAGUGGUGCGAAGAGAGAAUUUUUCAGAAACAGGGUAGUAUGGCAGAAGAAAACCCGUAUCAGCAGCUGCCUUGUGAUUGUCACAGCAGUAUGCCUGGGAAGACAGCGGUUGUUCUUGGUCCUCUCUGGUCAGGGUCCAUCUUCAACAGCGGGUUCCUCAGAAGAAUGCUGGUUGAGGCUGUCCAGCAUGGUCUGGAUGAAGCUCAGCCACUUCUGAAGACGUUAGUUUGCGAAGCAGAGUGUACAACUUCAAAACUUUCUACCCAUAGCCCUUCUGAUGAGAACAAACAAGAAGAAUGUGGCGUAUAUAUUAGAACAGCAAAUACUUCUGCAGAAUCCUACUUGAUACAUGGAAAAAGAAAAAGUGAUGAAGUGCUUCGAAAUGCAGCCAAGCGCCAAAAAUCUGAGAACAGUGCUGAGCACCCUGCGUUUUACUACAAUAUCCACAGACACAGUAUUAGAGGAAUGAACAUGCCAAAGUUAAAUAAGUUUUUAAACUAUCUCUCCGAAGCGGGAUACAGAGUCAGCAGAACCCACUUUGAUCCCAUGGGAGUCCGCACGAACGCCCCCUUGGCGCAGUUUAAGACCGUCCUGAUGAAGUACAGCACCCCCACGUACACGGGGGGCCAGGCGGAGGGUCCCGGCCACCGACCAGGGGACAUCCAGCAAGGAGAACAGGCUCACAGCAAGGCAGACGGCAAGGUGGACGAUGCCGAGUUCCUGGAAGACGACAAAUCUGCGGUCGCCGCUGCCUUGUUGACAAAAGACUGCCCCGCUCCCUGCGCAGCUGAUUAACACAAACCAUCCUGUUUGCAGAGCGGGAUGUUACGGACUGCGAGCGCACCCUGUUUCAGUAAGCCAGUACUUCUCACCAAACUGGAUUUAGAAAACUUGAGCUGCCUGCUAUUUUAAUUUGAAAAAGACACUUUAGAAUUGUUCACAGUGUGUGUGGUCAAGGUACUGCUGCUGCAGGAAGGUCUCAGAGGGAGUUUCUUGCAUCCACUUUGGCACUGAGGCUUGGUGGCUGCUCCUGAGCCCUUGGUAACACCUUAUUGCCAGCACAGAACCCAGCAGGGUGGAUGAGGCUGAAUGUCUUCAGCAUUUCUCAACAGGAGGUUAAUAUGAAACACAGUAUUCCUGAAAUGAAUCAUUCCUAACACCUGACUGGCUACAGUUCAGUUAAGAUGAUAAAAUAAGACAGGAUAAAAUCCAGAAAACCCUUGGUGUGCUGCUCGCUCCAGAUGGCACGUGUAAUUUGGCGUUCGGUUCUGUUUUCAUAGUCCUACCUACAAGCAAGGACCUAACUCAAGUGAGAGCAGAAAGAAAUUGUUCCACGACUGUUCCUGAAACUCCAGUUUAUCCAAACCUUAGUGAGUUGUGUUUGUCACCCUCGGUAGGCAUUUGUGCGGCGGUGACGUUUGGUUGGGUACUGCAAAAAGGAGCAGUGACAAGACACCCUAAGUUCCAGGUGACAUUUUGCUAUGAAUCUGUCAUUAAAGUCUUAGUUGUUUAAAAGAUCUCUUCUGUGAACAAGCAAAGAGGUGCUGCGGUGGGAGUUGGGUCUGGUUCCUUAAAUACAUGGCAGCAUUCCAGUCAAA
Molecule: messenger RNA, 3240 nt
Organism: Columba livia (rock pigeon)
Lineage: Eukaryota; Metazoa; Chordata; Aves; Columbiformes; Columbidae
Gene: TRMT1L
Product: tRNA methyltransferase 1 like
Exons: 16
Coding region: 137-2437 (766 amino acids)
Biological process (GO): tRNA N2-guanine methylation
Cellular component (GO): nucleus
Molecular function (GO): tRNA (guanine(10)-N2)-methyltransferase activity; RNA binding
Source: RefSeq, a predicted model, not a curated record